AUUGAUCUGCCUUUUUCAGGCAGACCUAGGUACCAACAAGAGGGGUUUCUUUUGUGCUUCGGUAGCCAAGCCUUCCACAAAAUGGAUUCCCAGAGAGAACUUACUGAAGAACUUCGACUUUAUCAAUCCACUCUUCUUCAAGAUGGCCUUAGGGAGCUUUUGGAAGAGAAAAAGUUUGUUGACUGUUCCCUAAAGGCAGGGGAUAAAAGUCUGCCAUGCCACAGACUGAUCUUGUCAGCCUGUAGUCCUUAUUUCCGUGAGUACUUCUUAUCUGAGCAAAGUGAAGAUAAAAAGAAAGAAGUAGUGCUAGAUAAUGUUGACCCUACCAUCCUUGAUAUGAUUGUUAAGUACCUUUAUUCUGCAACGAUCGACCUUAAUGAUUCUAACGUGCAAGAUAUUUUUGCUUUGGCAAGCCGCUUUCAAAUUCCAUCUAUUUUUACUGUGUGUGUUUCUUAUCUUCAGAAGAGACUCGCUGUUGGCAAUUGCUUGGCCAUCCUUAGAUUAGGUCUCCUCCUUGACUGCCCAAGACUUGCAUUGUCUGCCCGUGAUUUUGUUUCUGACCACUUUGUGAAAAUUUGCAAAGAAGAGGACUUCAUGCAACUCGCUCCUCAUGAACUCAUCUCAGUUAUUUCACCAGACAGUUUGAAUGUUGAAAAGGAGGAAGUUGUCUUUGAAGCUGUCAUGAGAUGGGUCAAGUCAGAUAAAGAGAACCGGGUGAAGAGUCUUGGAGAAGUGUUUGACUGUAUCCGUUUUCGCCUGAUAGAGGAGAAGUAUUUCAAGGAGCACGUUGAGAAGAAUGACAUAAUUAAAAGCAACCCAGACCUUUCAAAAAAAAUUAAAGUUAUUAAAGAUGCCUUUGCUGGGAAAUUGCCUGAACCUACGAAAGCCGCUGGGAAGUCAGCCAAAGGAGAGGUUAAUGGAGAUGUAGGGGAUGAAAAUUUACUCCCCGGUUACCUAAAUGAUGUUCCAAGGCAUGGGAUGUUUGUUAAAGAUCUCAUUCUUUUGAUCAAUGACACUGCUUCUGUAGCUUAUGAUCCUACAGAAAAUGAAUGUUACUUAGCAGCACUGUCAGAACAGAUUCCCAGAAAUCAUUCCAGCAUAGUCACGAAACAAAAGCAAGUCUAUGUGGUCGGAGGACUGUAUGUGGAUGAAGAGAACAAGGAACGGCCUUUCCAGUCGUAUUUUUUUCAGCUGGACACCAUCGCAUCUGAAUGGAUUGGCCUUCCUCCCCUGCCAUCUGCCAGAUGCCUGUUUGGACUGGGAGAAUCAGAGAACAAAAUCUAUGUAAUCGCAGGCAAGGAUCUCCAGACUGAGGAGUCUCUUGAUUCGGUAUUGUGUUACGAUCCUGUAGCAAUCAAAUGGAAUGAGGUCAAAAAGCUCCCGAUCAAAGUAUAUGGCCAUGCUACAACUUCACAUAAUGGAGCUAUAUAUUGCCUUGGAGGAAAGACAGAUGAUAAAAAAUGCACAAACAGAGUAUUCGUAUAUAAUUCCAAGAGGGGAGAUUGGCGCGAUCUUCCUCCCAUGAAAGUGGCUCGCUCCAUGUUUGGUAUUGCCAUCCAUAAAGGAAAAAUUGUGAUUGCCGGGGGUGUUACUGAGGAAGGCCUCUCAGCUUCUGUCGAAGCCUUUGAUCUCACCACGAACAAAUGGGAAGUUAUGCCGGAAUUCCCCCAGGAGAGAAGUUCCAUUAGUUUAGUCGAACUGUCUGGAUCCUUGUAUGCUAUUGGGGGUUUUGCAAUGAUUCAGCUUGAAUCAAAGGAAUUUGCUCCUAACGAGGUUAAUGACAUCUGGAAGUAUGACGAUGAGAAGAAAGAGUGGUGCGGCAUGUUGAAAGAAAUCCGCUACGCCUCCGGAGCCUCUUGCCUUUCUAUUGGCCUAAAUCUGUUUAAGCUAUCAAAGCUGUAAGCUAGAUGGAUACUUGACUGCAGAUGAGGAAUUUUUUUUUAAUAGUCUCUGGUUUUGUUGUGUAAGCCUAUCUUGGACAGAGAUUGGUAACCACGGUGAAGUAUAUUGUCUUAAAUGUCUAUUAACUCCUGUAAGUAUUAAAUCCUCCCAGCAUUUACUAACCAUCUGAUGGUGAAUACGUUUGGCUAUAUACAGUGAAUAAAGCUGAAUUUAACAAAAA
Messenger RNA from Python bivittatus (Burmese python), 2122 nucleotides. It is a transcript of the gene KLHL41, whose product is annotated as kelch like family member 41. The record is from RefSeq and is a predicted model, not a curated record. Gene Ontology annotation, biological process: regulation of skeletal muscle cell differentiation; regulation of myoblast differentiation; regulation of myoblast proliferation. Gene Ontology annotation, molecular function: protein binding. Gene Ontology annotation, cellular component: cytoskeleton; sarcoplasmic reticulum membrane; M band. NCBI's taxonomy places the organism in Eukaryota, Metazoa, Chordata, Lepidosauria, Squamata, Pythonidae.